AUGAAUAUCAUUUACUUCCAGAUUGACGCCGCUACUGGCCGCAGCUACACAUAUGCACAAAUUAAGGUUUUAAUGAAAAAAUUUGCAUCGGCUUUGAUGCGUCGUGGCUUGAAAAAGGGGGAUGUUGUAGCCGUUUAUUCACCCAAUAUCCCUGAAUAUCCCAUCGUUUUCUUUGGUACUAUCGCUGCUGGAGCAACAGUAACGACGUGUAAUCCACUAUAUACCGCGAAAGAGUUAGCACAUCAGUUAGAGUUAUCUGGUGCUUCGCAUAUCUUUACAGUCAAUCUUUUUGCCGAGAAAGCUAAAGAAGCAGCUGCAUUAAGCCAUAUCUCAAAUGUUUACGUUCUUGGAAGUCCUACUGGUGAUGGCAUUACUUCAUUUCAAGAUUUAUUAGCGGACGAUGGUAGCUAUUAUGUUCCAGCAAAGAUCAAUCCUCGCGAAGACGUAGCUGUAUUGCCAUUUUCUAGUGGUGUUAUGCUAACUCACUAUAACAUCAUCAGUAAUGUUAGCCAAGCUGCUAUGAAGCCUUUCUUCAAUGUCGACACUGAUGAUGUUAUCCUAGCUCUGCUGCCUUGGUUUCACAUUUAUGGUAUGGUUACUAUACUAUUUGUUGGAAUUCGCUAUGGAUCUAAAGUUGUAUCAAUGUCAAGGUUCGAACCAAAGGCUUUUCUAGAGUGUAUCCAAAAAAAUAAAAUCACGGUUGCACCCAUUGUACCUCCAAUUGCCGUUUUCCUAUCUAAACAUCCACUGGUAUCACAGUUUGAUGUUAGCAGUCUUAAAGAUGUUAUAAGUGCUGCAGCCCCGCUGGGGAAAGAAACACAAUCAUCACUUACCAGCCGAUUGGGUGUUUCGGUUAGACAAGGUUUCGGAAUGACUGAGCUAAGCCCUGUUGCUACGGUCUCUCCAGCCAAUGAAUCUGUUCCUGGCUCAGCUGGAAUUCUCGUUGCAAAUACCAAAGGAAAGGUUGUGGAUAUCGAAACAGGUAAAGCUUUACCUGCCAGAAAAUCUGGUGAAUUGUGCUUUAAAGGCCCUCAAGUAAUGAAAGGGUAUUUGAAAAACCAAGCAGCAACUGACAAAACAAUUGAUCAAGAUGGAUGGCUACAUACUGGCGAUAUUGGCUACUAUGAUGAAUCGGGAAAUUAUUUCAUUGUUGAUCGAUUGAAAGAGCUGAUCAAAUAUAAAGGCUUUCAGGUUCCACCUGCUGAACUAGAAGAAUUACUUUUAACUCAUCCCAAGAUUGCUGAUGUCGCAGUGAUAGGCAUUCCUGAUGUAGACGCUGGUGAGCUACCAAAGGCUUUUAUAGUCAAAAAAAGCGAUGAUUUAAUAGCUGAAGAAGUUAUACAGUUUGUUGCUGGAGAAGUGGGACCACAUAAAAAGUUACGAGGUGGCGUUGAAUUUAUUGAGGCUAUACCUAAGUCAGCUAGUGGUAAAAUUUUACGACGCCAGUUAAAAGCUCAAGAAAUUGAGAAAUAUAAGAAAGUCAAUUCAACUCGAUUUUAA
Trichoplax adhaerens is the source of this 1500-nucleotide messenger RNA. RefSeq lists its product as uncharacterized. The record is from RefSeq and is a predicted model, not a curated record. Bases 1 to 1500 code for a protein of 499 amino acids. Gene Ontology annotation, molecular function: CoA-ligase activity. The transcript is spliced from 7 exons. NCBI's taxonomy places the organism in Eukaryota, Metazoa, Placozoa, Uniplacotomia, Trichoplacea, Trichoplacidae.